AUGUGGCUAAAGUGCUCUCGACCAAUCUCCGCUGGCUUUAGUACCAGUGACGCGGUUGGGAGAGUAGCGCAGGGUUCUCCUGGAGUUCCCUCGCCUGAUUAUGACAUAGCUGUCCUUGGAAGUAAUCAAGAGGACAUUGAGAAACUAGCUACGACUCUGAUAAGAGAGCAGAUCGGCCAACAAGUUGGGCCUAGCGGAGAAGGAGGAGAACAAGAACCCAGAGGACGAGGUGAACGACUACCUGAUGAGGGCCAUCGAUGCCCGAAGCGUGGACCAACUGAGAUCCGAACACUGCAGGCCCUUUCUCCUCCACUUCAAGCAGCCCCACAUAGAGGCUAAGUACUCCAAAGAACGAGACAAGAUGCUCCACAUCUACUUCUUGUGCUCGCUAUCCAUCAUAGCUUCCAUCGCAGCUGUGGUGCUUCUCAUAUUUCCGCAGU
Messenger RNA from Nezara viridula (southern green stink bug), 440 nucleotides. The record is from the annotation of a GenBank genome assembly. NCBI's taxonomy places the organism in Eukaryota, Metazoa, Arthropoda, Insecta, Hemiptera, Pentatomidae.